CAAGAAGAAUGUGCUUCCUCUCACAUUGUCCCAAGCUGAGGAAGAAAGAACCUUUCUUCGCUAUAGUCAGUGAUACCGAGCCGUCACCUCCAUUCAUUCAUGCCUUCAUGGGGAACACUGGCAUGGAAUGCUCUUUAAUUUAUGACUCGCUCUUAGAACGUUGCUGCUGAUUCUUGAUUGUUUUCUAUCUCAACUUUACGUCUGAAGUGUCUUCUGAGCAAGGUGAUGGGUCUGGAAAAGAAUCCUCGUGUGUUUUUCGAUGUCUCAAUCGACGGAGACCCUGUGGAAAGAAUUGUUAUUCAGCUUUUUGCCAGUAUAGUUCCUAGGACAGCGGAGAAUUUUCGGGCACUUUGUACAGGUGAGAAGGGCAUUGGAGAAUCAACGGGGAAACCUUUGCAUUAUAAAGGGACAAGCCUUCAUCGUAUAAUUAGAGGUUUUAUGGCUCAAGGUGGUGAUUUUUCAAGGGGUAAUGGCACAGGUGGAGAAAGUAUAUAUGGGGGGAAAUUUGCAGAUGAAAAUUUCAAACUAACACAUGAUGGACCUGGCAUUCUUUCUAUGGCUAAUAGUGGUCCUAACACAAAUGGAUCUCAGUUCUUUAUUACAUUCAAGCGCCAACCUCAUCUUGACGGGAAACAUGUUGUUUUUGGAAAAGUUGUCAACGGAAUAGACAUUUUGAAGAAAAUUGAGCAGGUGGGAACAUCUGAUGGGAAACCUACCCAGCCAGUUAAAAUUAUUGAUUGUGGUGAAGUCUCUGAAACAAAAAUUCAGCAUACUGCAGAGAAGGAGAAAGGAAAAAGGAGAAAAUCUGGGAAGUCCUUAUCUUCUGAUGAUGGUUCUGACAAAAAAUCAAGGGGAAAAAGGAAAAAAUCUUCCAAAGACACAAGGAAGAGAAGGAGGAGAUACUCAACAUCUGAUAGUGAUAGCUAUUCCUCAGAUUCUGAGUCAGAUUCAGAUUCUGAAUCGGAUUCAUCAGUUUCUGAUUCUAGUUCCUCUAGUGAUGGGAAACACCAGAAGAGGAGGAGAAAUAAGCACAAGCAUGGGAAGAAGAGGAAAAUUGGACGAAAGCAGCGGAAGAGAAGCCAGCACGGUAGAACUAAAAAAUCAAGACACAAGUCUAGGCGGAGCUCUGAGGAUUCAAGUGAUACAAAUAGUGAUAGCGCUAGUGGCAGUAGUUCUAGCGAUGAGAAAGCUGAUCGUCAUGCCUCAGGUCGUAAAGCACCUGCUGACAAUAAAGCCCAAAGAAAUCUAGACACAGGAAAGCAAUUUUCCAACCCUUCUUGUCAAAGGCAAACUAUUCCUGAACAAACAAUGGAUCCCAAGGUAAGAAGAAUUGUGGACAAGCAAUCACAUGAAGAAGGUGAAUUCUCUCCGGAGAAUGGUGCAUUUGUGAAUAACAGGCAUGAUACUCAAGCUGAAUUUAGUAAACCUGCUAAGCAACAUGCUAAUUCAGAUGAUUCAAAUCACAAUAGAGGUGCAAGUCCUGGAAGAAGUCCUACCAGGGAUUCUGGGGAGCUAAACCAAGGACGUGCUUUGUUGUUGGCUAGUCCUGGCAAAAAAAGUCCUGGCCAAAAAGCAUCUGAACCUCCUGCCCCCAAACAUGGUCAGGGAUUUUCAAAAAGCCCUUCACCAAAUAGCAUGCCUAAGCGUAUUAAAAAAGGGCGUGGCUUUACUGAGCGUUAUGCCUUUGCACGAAGAUAUCGCACUCCAUCUCCAGAGCGGUCUCCUCCUCAUUCAUAUCGUUAUGGUGAUAGAAAUAUAAGAAGGAACUUUGAUAGAAACACAAGCUACAGAAGUUAUUCUGGGCGCUCUCCACCACGACGUUUUCGAAGCCCGCCAGGGGGCAGGAAUCGUCCAAGAUACCAAAGCAGAAGAAGUAGGAGUAGGAGCAUCUCUGGCAGUCCAGUGCGUGGGCGUUUUAGAGAGCGUGACCGCAGCAGGAGUCCAAGACGUAGUCCUAGUCCAGAAGACAGGCUGCCUCUGAUAAGUGACAGAUUAAAAUCCAGACUUGGUCCAAGAAGUGACGAAGGACUGCGAGACAGGGGGAGGUCGAGGUCGAGGUCGAAAUCUAGGAGCAAAGGCUCUUCUCACUCCAGAUCCCCUGAUGCCACACCACCAAAACGAUAUGAUAAAAGGACUUCUGUACCUCGUAGCAGGUCUAGAUCCAGCUCUGCAUCCGGCCAAAAGGGUUUAGUUUCUUAUGGAGAUGCCAGUCCUGAUUCUGGCUCAAGGUAGCUAGGUAUUAUGCUCUCAAGUCCCAGCUGGACCUGAAAUUGCUAUACAUUAUAUUACAAGUCUCAAGAAGAGUUAAGUGUUGCAUUAGCUUAAAAACGACCGUUCUAUCAUGUUACUUUUAGUAAGAGCCAAAACUUGAAUGAUGCGUCGUAAAUUGGAUCUGCCGUUUGUGUUUAAUAAAUAUUUGUUAACAGUAAUUUUUUUCUUUUUGAAUUCCAUCCUUCCCUUUUAAGAUAA
Messenger RNA from Glycine soja, 2469 nucleotides. Its product is annotated as peptidyl-prolyl cis-trans isomerase CYP63-like. Gene Ontology annotation, molecular function: peptidyl-prolyl cis-trans isomerase activity. Gene Ontology annotation, biological process: protein peptidyl-prolyl isomerization. The coding region runs from base 226 to 2232 and encodes 668 amino acids. The record is from RefSeq and is a predicted model, not a curated record. The transcript has 14 exons. Lineage: Eukaryota; Viridiplantae; Streptophyta; Magnoliopsida; Fabales; Fabaceae.